Messenger RNA from Cydia pomonella (codling moth), 1045 nucleotides. RefSeq names its product ADP-ribosylation factor-like protein 16. The transcript has 3 exons. The record is from RefSeq and is a predicted model, not a curated record. Bases 178 to 753 code for a protein of 191 amino acids. Lineage: Eukaryota; Metazoa; Arthropoda; Insecta; Lepidoptera; Tortricidae. Gene Ontology annotation, molecular function: GTPase activity; GTP binding.
AACACCUUCACGGCACACAAUUGCUCAAUAUGUUUAUGUCAGGUGGCGCCAUCUAUUAAAAAGUUUGAUAAACAUUUUCGUUGCUAAGCAAACUUACGGCAAGCCUCUAUUGACAUAACGCGCUGUUUUAUUAUUGUUACAAGGACUAUAGUGAAUGCAAGCUUCAUUAUAAGAAAUAUGAAUAAAAACGUUCUUCGCCCCGUAGUGGACGACCAAGAGCCACGUAUUAGUGUUAUUUGUCUUGGUCCAACGGGAUCAGGUAAAACGACUUUGUUGAAAAGGCUACAAGAGGCCGAAGGUAUUGACAAUACCUAUAGUCCGGUACCCACCAUAGGAACUAAUAUUUAUGAUAUACACUACGUUAAUAAGAGUGGGAAAAAACAAACAUUAAGUAUACGAGAAGUCGGCGGAGAGAUGGCGUCACUAUGGAAUAAUUAUUUGGAAGGAGUUGAAAAGGUCAUAUUCGUAGUGGACACAUCUAAUCUGUGUCAAAUAUCGGCGGCAGCUCUCAUGCUGUAUACAUUAUUGGCCGAGCCCUGUCUCAAACAAGCUAAGUUCAUCCUAGUGCUAAGCAAGAUGGACUUGGCUUACCGUCAGAUGAGGAACGAAGCCCUGCUGAUGCUGCAGAGCCGCCGACUGCUGGCGGAGCUCCCGAGACCCCCAACCAUUCUCGAAGCAGCGCCGCUUACCGGCGAGGGUCUGCUGGAGCUGAAGGCGCAGCUCACCAAUCAGAAGAUUAAACCUGCAAUAUAAAUGGUAGACGUGUAACCUUUUAGCGACAGGUGCAAAACAUGAAAAUAGUACAUUGUGCAACGAGGGGGGUAAGUGAAAUUUUGCAAACAAGGCCUUUUUGCAUUAAAGACUCGAGUUUGCAAUAUUCUUCCCCCGGAGUUACACACAAUGUUUUAAUCACACUUGCGAAGAAAAAACUAAAUUUUAAGUGUUAAAUACGGUGAUAUUUUAAACAUUCGUCCGCCAUAUUGUCAUUCUUUGACAAAAAAAGCAUUGAUGCGUAUCCGGCAUUCAGCCGCGAUUGAAAAUUCUG